AUGAUUAAAUUCAGCCAAGGAACUCCUAAAGCCGACGUAAAACUAGCUCUCGAUCUCGGCGGGAAAUUACCAUGGUUUGAUUGUCAUGAAGGCUACAAAUCGUCAUCAGCUCGACGAGUCAAGUGCAAGUCAUCCCUAUGCUCACUAGCCAACAGAGAAAAUAAUACUAGUACAUGUAGCCAUAACAGUCACUGCAACAUUUACAAACUUAACCGAGUAACUCAGUCUGUCGGCAAAGGCGAGCUCAUUUCAGAUCUUGUGACUACUAUAUCUAACCCUCAUAAUCCACUAAAGAAUAAAAAGAAACCUAGUGACCCUGAAAGUUAUGACACACCUGUUGUUUCCCGCCGUCGCCUUACGUUCGGUUGUGCAACUACAAGUAAUUUCUUUGGUGGACUUGCUAAAGGUGCUAAAGGCGUGGCUGGUCUUGGACGUUCAUCUGCUCUUUCUCUGGUUUUCCAGUUUGCAGUCAGAUUCCGGUUCCCACGCACAUUUGCUGUGGACUUAUUAGAAUCAAAUGUUUAUUUCGGAGGCGGACCUUACGUUCAUCGCAACUUCUACUGGGAUCAUGAUAAGUCUAGAGUUGUAGAGUACACCCGGUUCUUGAUUAACCCAAUGUCGAUGGAAGAAUAUUUUGUUGAUCUAAAAUCGAUCAAGGUAUACGGCAAAACUGUACCAAUAGACAAAAAGUUGCUCUCCAUCAACAAGGGCACUGGAGUUGGAGGAACGAAAAUCGACAUUCAAACUCCUUUUACUACAUUGCAGACAUCAAUCUACAAGGAAUUUAUCAAGGUUCAUACUGCAUGGGCUAAAAGCAUGAAUAUCUCUAUGGUUACUCCGGUUGCGCCAUUUACUGCCUGUUACAACUUGUCGACAUUACCUCCAUUUAACGGAUAUCGUCAGACACCGGGUGUCACGUUCGUGUUUCCAAAGAAUGAAUGGGGAGUCGCAUGGUGGGAUCUGGUAGAAGUAAAUGAUGCUGUCAAAUGUGUGGGAUUCGUUGAUGGUGGUUUAAAGCCUAUGACUUCAAUUGUUAUCGGUGCACGUCAGAUAGGUUUUGCAGAGUUCGAUAUUUCAAGAUCAAGAUUGGGAUUCAUGCAACCAAAUUUUAUGACAUAA
Messenger RNA from Papaver somniferum (opium poppy), 1119 nucleotides. Its product is annotated as basic 7S globulin-like. Lineage: Eukaryota; Viridiplantae; Streptophyta; Magnoliopsida; Ranunculales; Papaveraceae. The record is from RefSeq and is a predicted model, not a curated record. The coding region runs from base 1 to 1119 and encodes 372 amino acids. The transcript has a single exon. Gene Ontology annotation, biological process: proteolysis. Gene Ontology annotation, molecular function: aspartic-type endopeptidase activity.